GAGCCGGUCCGCAGAGGGAAGGUGGCAAGAUGGUGUUGGAGAGCACUAUGGUUUGAAAGAAUUCUAGGUGAUUCUGUGUUCCAAGAAGGCUGAAAGCCACGCUGUCGAAGGUCCUCCAUUUAUAGAGGCUGUUUCAGGGGAAUCCUCCGGUAUUCCUUUCUCUCUUUUCUCCUAAUCUGACAGUGUGGACAACAGUGAGUACAUGCGGAAUGGAGACUUCCUUCCCACCAGGCUGCAGGCCCAGCAGGAUGCUGUCAACAUUGUAUGUCACUCAAAGACCCGAAGCAACCCUGAGAAUAACGUGGGCCUGAUCACACUGGCCAAUGACUGUGAGGUGCUGACCACACUCACCCCUGAUACUGGCCGCAUCCUCUCCAAGCUCCACACUGUCCAACCCAAAGGCAAGAUCACCUUCUGCACUGGCAUCCGCGUGGCCCAUUUGGCUCUGAAGCACCGGCAGGGCAAGAACCACAAGAUGCGCAUCAUAGCCUUUGUGGGCAGCCCUGUGGAGGACAACGAGAAGGACCUGGUAAAAUUAGCUAAACGCCUUAAGAAAGAAAAAGUGAAUGUUGACAUCAUCAAUUUUGGGGAAGAGGAGGUGAACACAGAGAAGCUGACAGCCUUCGUGAACACACUGAACGGCAAGGACGGAACCGGAUCACAUCUAGUGACGGUGCCUCCUGGGCCCAGCCUGGCUGAUGCUCUCAUCAGUUCCCCUAUUCUGGCUGGUGAGGGCGGUGCGAUGCUGGGUCUUGGUGCCAGUGACUUUGAAUUUGGAGUAGAUCCCAGUGCUGAUCCUGAAUUGGCCCUGGCCCUUCGUGUCUCUAUGGAAGAGCAGCGGCAGCGGCAGGAGGAGGAGGCACGGCGGGCUGCUGCAGCCUCUGCGGCUGAGGCUGGAAUUGCUACACCUGGGACUGAAGGUGAAAGAGACUCAGAUGAUGCCCUACUGAAGAUGACCAUCAGCCAGCAGGAGUUUGGCCGUGCUGGGCUUCCUGAUCUAAGCAGCAUGACUGAAGAAGAGCAGAUUGCCUAUGCCAUGCAGAUGUCUCUGCAGGGAGCAGAGUUUGGCCAAGCAGAAUCAGCUGACAUCGAUGCGGGAUCAGCCAUGGACACAUCUGAGCCAGUUAAGGAGGAGGAUGACUAUGACGUGAUGCAGGACCCAGAGUUCCUUCAGAGUGUCCUAGAGAACCUUCCAGGCGUGGAUCCCAACAAUGAAGCUAUUCGAAAUGCAAUGGGCUCUCUGGCCUCCCAGGCCACCAAGGAUGGCAAGAAGGACAAGAAAGAGGAAGAGAAGAAGUGAGGCCUGAGGAAGGGGCAGCCGAGUCUGCCCAGGAGACUGUAAAAUGGGGUUGGUAGGGGCUUAGGUGUGCCUUGCAGCCUUUACAACGGAAUAAAGCGUGACAAGUUUUUCCCUUUGC
This is a messenger RNA of Grammomys surdaster, 1418 nucleotides long. It is a transcript of the gene Psmd4, whose product is annotated as proteasome 26S subunit, non-ATPase 4. Gene Ontology annotation, cellular component: proteasome regulatory particle, base subcomplex; nucleus; cytosol. The record is from RefSeq and is a predicted model, not a curated record. Lineage: Eukaryota; Metazoa; Chordata; Mammalia; Rodentia; Muridae. Gene Ontology annotation, molecular function: polyubiquitin modification-dependent protein binding. The transcript is spliced from 10 exons. Gene Ontology annotation, biological process: proteasome-mediated ubiquitin-dependent protein catabolic process. Bases 203 to 1300 code for a protein of 365 amino acids.